ACCAACAUCUCGUAUUGCUCAGUGCCUUACCUUAGACAAAAAUAAAAUGGAAGCUGAAUAAUUACAUCAUUAUUGCCCGGCAUUUACAAGAGGAGGCACUAUCGGAAGCAUCUUGCGCUUGCGCAAUUGCAGUUGUCAAUUUCAUUACAUCACGGAUAAAACUGCGCUCGUGGCCCCCCAAACGAUACUAAAGCUUACUUUGAGCGUCGGCGACGGUCACUUUCGGUCUCUAAAGUCUUAUUUCGAAUUACAGCGACCCUCAGCGAAGAUCCCCGGAGACACGGAGAUAGUCACAGUCGUCCAGUGCUAAGCUAUUACACGACGCAGACUCACCUGAGGUUCUCCAACAAUGACGGGACAUCGUCAUGAAUCUUUGCGCUAAUUGCCGCCUGGGGACAGACAAACCAUAAUUGAUCAUCAGCUUCAGCGGGGCUUUACAGCCAAAGAAGUCGAAGAACAUUUUCCUGGCGCACCGGUGGAUGGCCAACUCCAAAAGGAAGUCCUGAGGCCAGGGUCUACACUAGGCACUGACUUACACGAGUUGCUCCAUGUACAGCUAGGCAUGCCCAACUUCAUCAGCGACUUUGAAGCGAGCGAAAUUAUUGCGAUCGUACUCUUGAUGGGUAGGUCCCGAAAAGCAACGGAGGAUCAGAUUCUCGGCCGAGCUCGCAACCUACCCUACUUCCAUCGUUGUCUUGAAACCGGAUCUGAUUUCGAAAGGCAAACCAUCAGCCACUUGAUUUUGUGCAUUUCUAGGCAAUUAAAAUCAGAUAAGUCAAAAUUUAACGCAAAUUUCCCACAUGAGCAGCACUUCGAGCUUCGAGUGGAGCCAAGUCUUGGCGCCCAGAGGACUGACAACUCCCUCCUGCCUGCUUGGAAGGCUAAGGCUGGCGCUGAGAUGGCAGAAGAAGAGGGUGAAAACGAAGAUUAUGAGAAGUUCUUCGAUCCGGAACACCACGAUAAUACCGAUGACCUUGAAAAACACUACGACGAAAGGAAAAGUGUCCAUGUUCUACCACCAGGCACCGAAAACGCCAUCCUUGCUCGUCACUACAAGGUUGAUUUCUUUAGUAGGCUACCACUAGAGAUCAAGGAGAAGAUAUUUCGCCUUGUUUUGGUAUUUCCUGGAAAACUUCAAAUCAACUCCGAGGUUCUCCAGGACGAGUAUGAUGACUGGACUAGUGGUACCACGCAGAGGACUAUCACAUUCAAUUGGGGAUACGCUCGCGAUGGUACGAAGCGCUACGGUGAACGUCCAUUGGAGUUCAUAAACAAACUCAACAUCGACUUGUACAGCAUCAACUACUCACAUUGGCAAUUCGAUCGCGUGAUCAACACCCCCAUUACCAUUCCACAUCUCACAAAACUUGUCAUUCACGUAAAGGCGCUAGACCCGUGGAGGUGGACCGGGGUUCCAGGCGCCCCAGAUCAUGAACUACAAUUAUUCUCGAACAUUCACGACGCAUGUUUGCCAAUCUGGCGCAAGCUCCCAUGGGCAGCAUCCAAGGUCAAGAUAUACACCCCCGGGUACCGAAAGAUACAGAAGUGGCUGCAGAACCUCAUCAACAUGCCUGAUAAUGAGCAAGCGAAGAUCUACAGUGCUACGCAUGCGGAUUGGAAGACAGACAGAUUCUCCUCUGACUUGAUCGUUAAUGGGGUGCGCAAGGCCGAGUGUCGCUGGAAGAAGGCAGUGCUAGAAGCCAACACCUUCAAAGACAAGGAGGGGCAGAACUUGAACGACAUCAAGGAGACAAAUGAGGUCGAGAUUGAGGAUAAUAUGUGA
Molecule: messenger RNA, 1783 nt
Organism: Pyrenophora tritici-repentis Pt-1C-BFP
Lineage: Eukaryota; Fungi; Ascomycota; Dothideomycetes; Pleosporales; Pleosporaceae
Source: RefSeq, a predicted model, not a curated record